AAUGAAAACAGAAAAUUUCCUGAAAAUAUAAUAAAAAGACAACAACAUGAAAUGUUGAUGGAAGAAAUGCAUGUUGCACAUCGUAAAAUGUUUGGAGAGGGAAAGACGUCAACUGUUAGUUCAAUUAAAAACAAUUCUACAAAUAAUGAAUUAUGGAAUGUUAAAACAUUUAAUAGAACAAAAUCACCACCAGAAGUACCAAUAAAGAAAAUUUCUUCAAGUUUGCCAGUAGAAAAUGGUCACAGCACAAGUGACAAAAGUAAUGAGAAAACAAAAUCUGAUAUAAAUGAUUGUAGGCAAGAAUCUGAAGAUGAUGUAAAAGUUUUUACAUUUUUGAAGGAUGGGCCUCUAAACCUAAAGAUGGAAGGAGGUAUAUAUUCAUCUGUAGAAGGAAUAAUUACAGUAGGCGAAUUAUGGGAAGGAGGAUUUAUUCCCCUCGAUGGCAGAAUUGAAGUUGGCGAUCAGAUUUUAAAGUUUGAUGAAACGAAUGUCGAAAACGUAUCUUUAACUUUUGCCAGUGCUGCAUUAAGAGAUGCAAUGAAUAGCUCAAAGGAAAAUCUGAAAAUUGCAGUUAGAAAAUUAAAGAAAGACAUGAAAAACUGUAAAGAAUCUUGAAGUAUGCAACAUACUGAAAAUAUUGUAAAUAGUUAUAAUUCUAUAUCCUGCAAAUUCAAAUGAUUUAAGCUUUUGUAAAAAUUCUUAUAAAUCAAGAUGCCAUUUUUCUGUGUAACCUAUAAUAACUUAAAUAUUGUACUAAUUUAUACUUUAUAUGUAUUAAAAAAGGCACAAAUUGUAAACAUUGAACAAAGUUAUCUUGUACAAUAAAAUCUUUUACAAUCAAUUUAA
This is a messenger RNA of Centruroides sculpturatus (bark scorpion), 846 nucleotides long. RefSeq lists its product as uncharacterized. The coding region runs from base 52 to 615 and encodes 187 amino acids. Lineage: Eukaryota; Metazoa; Arthropoda; Arachnida; Scorpiones; Buthidae. Gene Ontology annotation, molecular function: protein binding. The record is from RefSeq and is a predicted model, not a curated record. The transcript is spliced from 7 exons.